AUGGCUAACAAGAUUAUAGAAAAAAAAAAUAAAUUAAAAAAAAAAGAUACUAAAAAUAUAUUAAAAGGAUUAUCUUCAUUAAACAAAAGAAUAAAAAAAUGUCAUAAAAUUAACAAAUUUAUACAAGAAAAAAUAUUAAAAAAAAGGAAAAAAAGCAAUGAAGAAAUUAUUAUUAAAAAAAAAAAUAUCAAAAAAAAUAAAGUAAUUGAAAAGAAAGAUGGUUUAGGCAAAAAGAAAGAAGAAAAAAGAAUGAAAAAUAAAAAGUAUAAAAAUAAUGCAAAAAUUAAUCAUAAUAAUAAUACCAAUGAUAAUUCCAAAUGUACUAAUAUAGAAGAUGUUAUUUUAAAAAAAAGGAAGAUUAAACACAAAAAAGAAAAUAAUACUAAUAAUAAUAAAAUAAAAUCCGUAAAAAAGAAAAAAUAUAAUAUAUAUGAUGAUAAAGACAAAAUUAAAUUGAAAAUUAAAAAAAAAAAAAAAAAUACUAUUAAUAAUGAUAAUAUUUCUGAUAAUAAUAACAUUAACAAUGUAAAUGUUUCAUUUUUUGAAGAAAAUUUUUUAAAUAUAGAAAAAAAAAAGAAAUUAAACAAAAAGUUACUUGACUUGGAAGAAGAUUUUUUACAAGUAAAUAAUGAUACAAAUAAAGAACAGUUCUCAGAAAAAUUUAUAGAUUUUUUAAAUAAUUAUGAAGAAAGAGAAAAUAAUGUAUCAAAAAGAAAUAAAAAUAAUAAUGAAGAUAAUAUAAAUAAUGAUGACGAUGACUAUAAAUAUUUAUCACUAAAAGAUGAUAUAUACAAAGUAAAGAAACCGAAUGAAAAAAUAGAUAUUUCUGAUUUAAUUUAUUCUAUUGAUAAUUCUUUAGGAGAUAAUAUUAAUAAUGAUUUAAAUUAUUUAAAGAAAGACAAUAUGAAAAAUAAUAAUAAGCACUUAUCCGUUUUAGAGGAGCAGAAAUUUAACUCCUCUUUAGCUUAUAUUAAAAAUGUAGAAACUUUAAAUAAAUUUAAUAAGGCUUAUAAUGUUAUACAAAAUUCAUAUAGGGUUCAGUUUGGUUGUGAAAAAGAAGAAAAUCUAAGAUCAGAUGAAUUUCUUAAUAAGAAUAUUUUAAAAAAAUUUAAUGAAGUAAAAAAAAAGAAUAUUAAUGACAAUAUAGAUGGCGAUAAAAUAAAAAUAGAGGAAAGUAAUGAAAAUGCAGUUAAAAACAAUAAUGAAAAUAAUGAUGAUAUUAUUUAUGAUUAUGAUUUUGAAGAAGAAAUGAAGAAGAAUUUGCAAAAAUCUAAGAUGUUAAUUAUAUCUGAUGAUAUACUUAAAACUGAAAAAGAAAAAAAAAAUGAAGAAUUAAAAAAAAUAGCUCAGUUGAAAGCAUUAUUAUCUAUAGAACAUAAAAAAAACGCAUAUAAAAAACGUAUUAAAUCUAAAUCGUAUAGAAAAUAUUUAAAAAUUAAAGAAAGAAAAGAAGAAGAAAAAAUUUUAAGCAAAUUGUAUAGUGAAUAUCCUGAUAUAGCUAGAAGUAUUAGCAAUUAUGAAGAAGAAUAUGCAAAAAAAAGAAAUUUAAUAAAUAAUGUAAAAAAAAGAAAAACAAUAAGUUUACUUAAUCGUUAUAAAAAUGAAGAACUCAGAAAACAAAUUUUAAAAAGUUUUCAAAUAGAUAAAGAAGAAAAAAAUAUACUAAAGAAAAUUAUAGAAAAAACAGCAAUUAAAGAAGAUUAUCUUUUAUAUACCAAUUCUCAUGAUGGUAUAAAUAAAGAAAUUUCCGAAGAAAAUACAAUUGAUGAUGAUAAUGAAAACAGUACAAGUGAUAAAGGUGAUGAUGAUGACUUAAUUGAUGAAAAGAAAAAAAAAAUUAAGAAUGAAUUAAAAAAAAGAAAUUUAUUACGAUUUUCUUUUGUAAAGAAUGCAGAAGAAAAUAAAAAAAACGAUGAAAUAUAUAAAAAAAGAAAAAAUAUACUAAGUAGAAUAGAAAAUAACGAUGAAGAAAAAGAUUGCUUAAGCGAUUUAUCUAGUGAAAAAGAUAUUAUGGAAGAUACUGUUGAAUUAAAAAAUGAAAUUAUCAAAUCAAAUGAAAAAGAAAUUGCUAAAGCUAGAGAGCAGUUAAAAAAUGAUACUGAUUUCUUAAAUUUAUUAAAAAAAAGUGACAUUCUAAAUACGAACAACGUUAUUCAAGAUCAUGAUAUUUUGGUUGAAAGUGAAAACAAUAAAAAUGAAAUAGCUGAAAAUGAAAAUGAGAAUAAUAAAAUAGAAUUAGAUAAGAAUGCUCUUAAUAAUAGUAAUAAUAAUCAAGAAAACAUUACAUAUAAAUUAUUGAAUGAAACUUUGAAUGAUAAUAAAAAGAACGAUUCAAUGCAAAACAAUGAAGAAAAAAAUAAACAGUUUUUAAAUGAUGAAGAAAGUAUUAGAUCUACUAAUAUAAAUAAUAUAAAUGAUGAAGCAAAUGAUAAAAUUAAUAAUAUUAAAAGUAUUUCCGAUUUAAAUGCUAUAAAUGAUGAAGAUGUUUUAAAAAGGUGUAGUGAAAACAUUACUGUAUACAAUUUUGAACACAAUAUAUACGAAAACUAUUUAAAUGUAAAUGAUUAUGAUAACAAUAGAGAUAAUGAUGAAUUAGAUGAAUUAAGUGAUAGUGAAAAAAUUAAAGAAAUUAAAGUUGAUGCAAAAGAAUGGUGUAAUUACAACACCUUAUUAGAUAUAGAGAAGAAGCAAAAAAUAAAAGAAAGAGAAAUUAUAGAAAAGAAAAAGAAUAUUCCAUUACAUACAAUAAAUGUACUUAAUAAAAAAGAUAAAAAAUUUGAUAAAUAUUAUAUUGAUAAAGUACCUUAUCCUUUUAAUAAAAAUGAAUACGAAAAAACACUAAAUAUAAAUAUAAAUAAAGAAAUGAAUGAUAUAUCUACUUAUAAACAAUUAAUAUCUCCUCAAAUAACUAACAAAAUUGGAAAUAUUAUAUCACCUCUAAAUAAAAAUCCUUUUGAAAUAGCAAAUAUUUUAACUUUGAAGAGAAACCAAAAAAAAUCAAAAUUGUAA
Molecule: messenger RNA, 3009 nt
Organism: Plasmodium relictum
Lineage: Eukaryota; Apicomplexa; Aconoidasida; Haemosporida; Plasmodiidae
Product: conserved Plasmodium protein, unknown function
Exons: 1
Coding region: 1-3009 (1002 amino acids)
Biological process (GO): rRNA processing
Cellular component (GO): small-subunit processome; nucleolus
Source: RefSeq, a predicted model, not a curated record